AUCGAACCCUUAAAGGUAUCAUACCUUCGAAACUACAUGGCAAACUUCACGGAAUAUAAGCACCUGUUGCAAAAUGUCAAACAAAGAAAGUUUUGAGAUGGCUGAAGAUAAAUUGGAAGAAUCUAUUGGAACAGCUCAACACUACAUAGGAUGUGCCAUAUGUGAAGACUGCUCCAGCUUCUACUGCAAUGACUGUCAUCAGAGCUUGUGUGAUCAGCACAGAGACGCUCAUCUAAAAGAAGAGGAAAACAAGCAACAUGAAGUUGUUCUCUACAUAGACAGAAGAAUUCGUUUACCGGUAGAAAAAUGUACAAUCCAUCCGACAAGAGAUCUUGAAAUCUACUGCGAAUUCUGCAAGGAUCCUAUUUGUUCCAAAUGCUCUACUUCAAAUCACAGUAACCAUCAGGCCUCCGAUUUAGAGAUUGUCUAUAAUAAUAAAUUUCAGCAAUGUAAAGGUGAUCUGUCAAAAAUCGGUGAAGAAAAACUUGACUCGCACAAAGAACGAACAGAAAAAGAUGAAGAAAGAUUUAACCUGACGAGAUCAGCCAUGGUGCAAAGAGCUGAGGAGAUGAAAGAAAUUGUGGAUAAUGUCCUCUCUGAAAUGAUAAUUGAACUUGGUGCCAUGAAAGAUUUAUAUUCAAAAGAAACAGAAAAAGAGAGAUCAAAAAUAAAAGCCUCAAUUGAACAACAUAAAAAAGAGAUGGAAAGAGAAUCAAUGAAGCCGUCUAGUCUCUUAAAAUUCCAUCAGAAAUUGAUUUCACAAGCACUGGAGAAAGAGCAAAACCCUGUAACUGAUUAUUCAGCAGUACCAAUAUUCAUGAAAGGUAAAGAAGAUAAAAAGGUAAUUUUGCAACAAUUUGGAGAAAUUUGCUGGCCAGUAAAAGAAUUGAAUUCCUAUGGACACAAAGAGGCAAAGAAUCUGAGUCAGACCUAUUCACCUCUAGGCAAGGAGAGAGAAGCAAAAAGCAGAAGGACAAACUCGCUGUGCGAUAUUACAGGUGCUCCGUCAAUUCAGUUUGAUGUUAAAAAGGAAGGAAAAAUUAACAUAUGUACACUAGCAUUUCAUUUAUCUGUUUUGUCCUCUGGUAAUUUCUGGGCCAGUAACAGCUGGGGUGACCUCAUCCUAUUUGACAAGGAGGGAAAUGUGUUAAAGAAAAUUACUACAAAUAUGGUAGAUGCCAUAGGCUAUCACAACAUUACUGUGGAGGGAGAACUUCUCUUCACACUUGCCGAAAGUAAAGGAAUCUUCCAGGUAACUGGUGAAUUGACCACCUCGAGAAUAAUCUCGUGUGAAGAGUGGGAACCCGGAGCCAUUUACUCCUCUCUCUUAAAUGGAGACAUACUAGUAGGGAUGAAUAAAAAUAAAGAAUUCAAGGUGACUAGAUUCAGCAAGGAAGGGACGAAACUCCAGGUGAUCCAAAAAGAUGAAAAAGGGAACAAUCUUUACAAGAGUAUAACCUACAUCACAGAGAAUAUAAACGGUGACAUCUAUACAUCAGACUAUACCGCCCAUAGCGUGGUAGGGGUGAACAGAUCCGGACAGCACCGGUUCUCUUACUCUGGACACAAAUCUCAGUCUGAAUUUCAUCCCAAUGGUAUCUGUACAGACAAGCUGGGACAUAUCUUGGUGUGUAAUAGCUACUGCUCCUGGUUUAGAAAUUUUUCCAGUGUCCACCUGCUGGACAUUGAUGGUCAUUUUUUUCACUUUUACUCUCACCAGAUCAAUGUCCAAGGAAACCCCGUGCUCUCUUUUUGGAUGAUCAUGACACAUUAAUGGUCGGUGGUGAGGAUAGUAAUACUGUCAAUGUGUACAAAUACCUCCAGAUGACAGAAAACAACUAAACAUAUGUAAAUCUAGAAUUGUGAACUCCGUCAAAAUACACACUUACUAAAUUCCAUAGAAAUUUUAAU
Saccostrea cuccullata (small rock oyster) is the source of this 1911-nucleotide messenger RNA. RefSeq lists its product as uncharacterized. The coding region runs from base 74 to 1774 and encodes 566 amino acids. The transcript has 2 exons. NCBI's taxonomy places the organism in Eukaryota, Metazoa, Mollusca, Bivalvia, Ostreida, Ostreidae. Gene Ontology annotation, molecular function: zinc ion binding. The record is from RefSeq and is a predicted model, not a curated record.